AUGGAGAGAUACCUGCUACCAGCUCUCUUUAGUGUCUGGAUAAAUCUGAUCUAUGGAAUCAGCAUUCAGCCGAUUCCUGAAUAUCCAGUGGUCAAUCAGCCUCUCACCCUCAGUGUCAGUGGGGUCAGCGGGGCAAUUCGCUCUUUUUCCUGGUAUAAAAGUUCAUCCAUUGCGAAUUCCUCCCUAAUCUUAACGUAUAAUUCAUCUUCUAACCCUGUGGAGACACAUGGGCCACAGUACUUCUCUCGGGCCAGCGGCCUCUCAGAUGGAUCAUUAAGGAUCUCAACCCUUUAUACUUCAGACCAGACAAGUUACACUGUGCAGGUUGAGGCAGGCAGUUUAACAAAAGACUCGAUUUACCUGCGUGUUUAUGUUCCAGUGACUAAACCAGGGAUCACUGCCAGCCUGUGUCCUGAGGAAAAUGAAUACAACCUUACAUGUACAGCAGCCAAUACAGAGAGGAUCUUAUGGAACAGAAUUGAUGGGCGCUUUCCUACUGGAGUCACAUUUAGCAGCAAUAAUAGAACUAUGACUAUUUCAAAGUUUAUACAAUCAGAUGCUGGGCAGUAUCAGUGUGAAGUGGAAAAUACAAUCAGCAAGAACAUUAGUGAGCCCUACACGCUGUUGCAAUACUGUGUCUGUGUGGAUCCUCCAGCUGAUAACAAACUAGGCAUUUUGGCUGGAAUCAUUUGUGGCACAAUUGCGGGAACUGCAUUGAUCGCCUGUGCAACAUUUCUACUGUACAAAAGAAUUUUACCUUCAGUGAAACAGGAAAAUACAGGACAAUUUAAUAACAAACAAGAUUCAUCUGCAACAUACGACAGUGUUAUUGUUGGAGGAACAGGGCAAAACAUUUCGGUGGAAUCUCCAUACACGGGGCUGCAGCAUGGGCCGGAUCACACCUACUGUGACCUUAAAGUGUGGUGGAAGAGAAAUGAAAAGCCUUAAUUUCUUCACAACUUCAGUACCCAUUUCAAUGUAGCACCAAUUUAUCUUUCAAAUAAGCAUUUUUUUUAAACACAGUAUUCCUUCUGUACAACAUUUUACCUUAAAUUAAUUUGCAGUUGACUAUAAUGAAAUGUAUGUUGUUAGUAAAGUAUAUUUUCCCAUA
Xenopus tropicalis (tropical clawed frog) is the source of this 1111-nucleotide messenger RNA. RefSeq names its product carcinoembryonic antigen-related cell adhesion molecule 1-like. The record is from RefSeq and is a predicted model, not a curated record. The transcript has 7 exons. The coding region runs from base 1 to 948 and encodes 315 amino acids. Lineage: Eukaryota; Metazoa; Chordata; Amphibia; Anura; Pipidae.